AAUACACCAAGUAUUAGUCCAAUUAAUAUACUUUUCAAAGUUGUCAGCUGAAUGUAAAAGAGGAAAAAUAUAAUAAAAAUGUAGGUAGAAUUUUCUAUGCCUAUGUCCCUAAGAUAUUGUUAAACUCAAAACCACAAGUCCAGAACUAACAGUUCUAAUAUUGCAAAAAAUGAAGCAGAUGGAUGUUCCUGAGUACUAUAUAUCACUCUCUUUGAUCCUACUCUUUGCUUUUGUAUCCUUCUCCGCUCAAGACUUAAAUUAUACAGACCCAUUGCCAUCUUUCAAGUGUGUGACCAACAAUGCUACAUGUGAAGCCCUGGUAGGUUACGUCUCCCAAAACACCACUACAUUUGGCCACAUUCAAUCCUUGUUCCAGGUGAAGGAUCUGAGCUCUCUAUUGGGGGUCAAUCUUUACCCUCCUUCUACCCAUGAAGACUACAUCAUAGGGGUCAAUCAGACAGUCAAGGUCCCCAUCCCAUGCCGCUGCAUCAAUGGUACUGGUCUCUCCGACAGAAUCCCCAUCUACACUGUUGCCCCUAAUGAUACUGCAUACUCUAUAGGAACGUAUAUUUUCUCAGGAUUGGUGGCAAAUGGAUCAAAUCCUGAACUUCCAGGACUGGUGAGCUACCAGCAGAUUAUUGCCGCCAAUCCAAUAAUGGAUUUCCUUAAUCUUACGAUUGGAACAAAGCUGUGGAUCCCACUUCCCUGCAGUUGUGAUACUGUGGUGCACUAUGCACAUGUGAUGCCACCCGGGAGCACUCUGGAUCAGGUUGCUGCGGAGUUUAAUAUCACAUCAGAAACUUUAGCUAGUGUAAACAACAUAACUGAUCCUUCCAAGGUUAAAGCUGAUCAGGUCAUUGAUGUCCCGCUUAAAGGUUCAGUUCUUCAGAACCUUGCUACUCCUUCUGCAGCUGAUGGGGCAGUUCUGAAGAAAUUGAUCUCUACACUCAGUCCUGUAUCAGGUUGGUAUGGCUCCAACUUCUGCAUCUGGUCUGGGAUUAUUUGCACCAGCAAUGGCUUCGUCAAAUCCAUUAGCUUACCCUCCCGUAAUAUAUCUGGUAGUCUUUCCCCCGAUCUCAACUCCCUGUCUCAGCUCACCACAAUCUAUCUCCAAAACAACCAACUCUCCGGCCCUCUCCCAUCCUUUGCCAAUCUCAAAUCCCUCCGAGAGAUACACCUUGACUCUAACAACUUCACUUUAGUCCCAAAUGGCAUUUUUUCAGGCCUUAACCUCCUUCGAAUCCUCUCUUUAAAUAAUAAUCCGCAUCUUAGUCCUUGGGCCUUUCCGGCUGAAUUGACUGAUUCUAGAAUUUUGGUAUCCUUCCAAGCUAGCAAUGCCAGUCUCAUGGGACCUAUACCAGAUAUUUUUGACUCCCUCACCAGUUUCCAGAAUCUGAGGCUAUCAUAUAACAAUUUGACAGGGUCAUUGCCAGGUUCUCUUUAUAAGACCCAGAUGCAGAACUUGUGGCUUGAAAAUCAGCAUAUGGGUCUAUCUGGCUCCCUUGAUGUUCUUGCAGAAAUGAGAUUAUUGAAGCAGGUCUGGCUACAAGGAAAUAAAUUUACUGGCCCAAUUCCUGACCUUUCAAACAACACUGGUAUAUUCGAUCUACAACUGCAAAACAAUCUGUUAACCGGUGUUGUUCCAAAUUCCUUGAUGUCUUUGCCCGGAUUAGUCAACAUCUCAUUGCAGAACAACAAGCUCCAAGGCCCAUUACCAGCUUUCCCUGACAGUACUGAUGUGACUCUUGGGACAACAAACCUAUUCUGUCAAGAUGUUCAAGGAGCUUGUGAUUUUCAAGUGACAACAUUGCUAGAGGUUGCUGGAGCUCUGGGCUAUCCUCUGAAGCUGGCUGAGGCUUGGCAGGGUAAUGAUGCAUGCAAUAAAUGGCCAUAUGUAACCUGUGAUGCCUCUGGAAACAUCAUUAGAGUAAACCUAUCCAAGCAGGGAUUCAGCGGUACCAUAUCUCCUGCUCUUGCAAACUUGACAUCUCUAAGUGAGUUAUACUUCGACAAUAACAACUUGACUGGUACCAUACCAGCAAGUUUAACAACCUUGCACAGUCUCAAAGAAAUAAACCUCUCAAACAAUGAUCUUAGAGGAGAAAUCCCGAAUUUUAAGUCCACGGUGAUUGCCCUCACUUAUGGCAAUAAGAAUAUUGGAAACAACACAAACAAUAGCACUGUUAGUGCGAGUAAAAAAACUCCUAAGAAGACUUCUAAGAUACUACUAGCAGCAUUAGCUUUGACAUUUUCAAUUGUUUCAUUCUGGGUUAUGCUGUAUGUAUUAAAAAAAAGAAGGCAUAAUGCAAAACAGAAAGAAGAUGCAGAGCAAUGGGAGGGUUUCUUGCAUCUAGCACCUGACUCUCCACUAAGGUUCUCUUAUCACGCUUUGAAGACAGCAACUGAUAACUUCAAUGUGCUCCGAAAGCUUGGGGGAGGUGGCUUUGGGACUGUUUUUGAAGGAAACUUGAAUAACACGACCAAAAUUGCUGUUAAGAGGUUGGAUUGUCUUGGACAGGGAAGGAAGGAGUUUCUGGCGGAGGUACAGACUAUAGGAAGCAUACACCAUGUCAACUUGGUGAAAUUGGUUGGAUUCUGUGCCGAAAAAGUACAUAAUUUACUAGUCUAUGAGCACAUGAGCAAUGGUUCACUAGACAAAUGGAUUUUCAAGACCAAUUCAAGAGAUGCCCUUCCUUGGGAUACUAAAAGAAAAAUCAUCCUGCAUAUUGCCAAGGGACUUGCUUAUCUGCAUGAGGACUGUCAAAAGCGUAUAGCCCAUCUAGAUGUAAAGCCCCAAAAUGUGCUUCUCGAUCAGGAAUUUAAUGCUAAACUAUCUGAUUUUGGCCUAGCAAAACUAAUGGAUAAGGACCAAAGUUAUGUUCUGACUCAAAUGAGGGGAACUCGAGGUUAUCUCGCCCCUGAAUGGUUAGGCAGAAAGAUCACGGAAAAGGUCGAUGUCUAUAGCUAUGGGGUUGUGGUGCUAGAAGUAAUUUUCGAGAGGAAGAAUUUGGAUUGCUCUGAAGAAAGCACUCUAAUCAUGCAGGUUAAAACGAAGAUAGAGGAGAAUAAAUUACUUGAUCUACUUGAUAAAUGCUCUGAAGAUAUGCAUCAAAACUUUGAAGACAUAGAAAUGGCAGUAAAACUUGCAAUCUGGUGCUUGCAGAUUGAACCAGCAAGGCGGCCUUCUAUGUCAACGGUGGUAAAAGUUCUGGAGGGCUCAGUAUUUCUCGAAAACAUUGAUGACUUUUCCUUGACAAGCCCAGUUACCUAUGGAAACCCGACCUUGGAGCCUAUAACAGAAAUUUCUGAUUCUGUUCUCUCUGGUCCGAGAUGAGGCAGGUACUGCCAACAAAUUUCUGAGUGAUCAUUUGUUGCAUAAAUGAAAAUUUUCUGUAGGAAAUACGAAACGUUGUCAACAUGGGCUUAAUAGCUAAGAGCAGCCGAAGUUUUUUUUUUUUUCCAAAUGGUAAGAUACAAACUGCAACUCUGUGGGGAAUUUAGUCAUGCGCACACAAACAGCUUUAUUACAUAUUUACAUGUUUGCUCAUCUCUUUAAUUGUAAUAAUAUUUGGCACUGUAUUAGUACUUAAUCAGAGUAUUCAACUUUGGUAGCUGGAAAAGAUAAAAAGUUUCCACCAAUGUUCUACCUAGGAGGCUGGGAUCAUCUUUAUAAAUAUCCAAGUAGGAAAAUACUCCGUAGUGUAUUUUCGAUGAACUGCUGAUUGAUAAUUUGAUGUUUUCAUUGUAAUUCAAAAGAGGGCAAGGUAAGUCACAUUGCUACUCCAAAAAUAACCUUGGAGAAAUCUCAGGUUCCCUGUUUUUUAUUUUUUUAUGUAUUGCUACAUUAAACUCUCUGAAAUCUGAG
Molecule: messenger RNA, 3865 nt
Organism: Chenopodium quinoa (quinoa)
Lineage: Eukaryota; Viridiplantae; Streptophyta; Magnoliopsida; Caryophyllales; Amaranthaceae
Product: receptor-like kinase TMK4
Exons: 2
Coding region: 170-3334 (1054 amino acids)
Biological process (GO): protein phosphorylation
Molecular function (GO): protein kinase activity; protein binding; ATP binding
Source: RefSeq, a predicted model, not a curated record